GUCCUUUGUUCUUUCUCUUCCUUCUGGGACAUUGCAAUUCAUUUAAUUUCCUUUUUAUUCUUCUUUUCUUUAAAUGUCACUCAAGGCCCUGCUCGAAUCGGCCGCCACAGCCAAAAUCCCGCUCUGGCAGGUACUGCUGUUCGGCGGCACCACACUGCUCGCCCGCCGCCUCCUGCUGGCCCGCGCCAUCCAUACCACCACCGCAGCCCCGGGCGCGUCCAAAAAGAAAGCCAGGGAGGCAGAGCCAGCCGUCACAGAGGACACCAAGCUGGUGCUGAUCAUUCGCACUGACCUGGGCAUGACCAAGGGCAAGAUUGCCGCGCAGUGCUCCCAUGCCACACUCGGCUGCUACAAGCGUGCCCUCAAGCAGGCGCCCGCUAUGCUCAGAGCCUGGGAGUACUGUGGUCAGGCCAAGGUCACGCUCAAGUGCUCCAGCGAGGAGGAGAUGCUGGCGCUGCAGAAGAAGGCCCAUGAGAUGGGCCUUGUUGCCCAGUCCAUCUGCGACGCUGGGAGGACACAGAUCGCCGCUGGGUCGCGCACUGUUCUGGGCAUUGGCCCCGGCCCCGUCUCCCUGGUUGAUUCAGUCUCGGGCCACCUCAAGCUCUACUAAACAUUUUACCAUCCAUUAUUUUGUAUUUCUAUUUAAAGCGGGUAAUAAAAAGACAUAUGAAAGA
Kickxella alabastrina is the source of this 674-nucleotide messenger RNA. Its product is annotated as peptidyl-tRNA hydrolase PTH2-domain-containing protein. The record is from RefSeq and is a predicted model, not a curated record. The transcript has a single exon. The coding region runs from base 74 to 610 and encodes 178 amino acids. Gene Ontology annotation, molecular function: peptidyl-tRNA hydrolase activity. Gene Ontology annotation, cellular component: mitochondrion; cytosol. Lineage: Eukaryota; Fungi; Kickxellomycota; Kickxellomycetes; Kickxellales; Kickxellaceae.